This is a messenger RNA of Durusdinium trenchii, 2473 nucleotides long. The record is from the annotation of a GenBank genome assembly. Lineage: Eukaryota; Dinophyceae; Suessiales; Symbiodiniaceae.
GCCGAGCAGCUCUUGGGUGGAGAGACCUGCGAGACCAACUUCCUCGAGAGCUCUGACUGGCCCUUGAACUCCUUGGACCUUCAUCUCAGUUUGCAUUCCACGCUUGCUCUCCGCUCCUCUUCUGACUGCCAUGUUAUAUUCAAGGCAGAAGACUACAUCUCAAGACCCUUGGAGGCCAGCUGGGUGCCGGUGCCAGAAUCGGAAUUGCUGCAAGAUUCAUUCCAAUUGAGAAUUGCAGCCCUUGGUUUGCAUGUUGCAAGCACUUUGGAGCCUGUAGCCGCCUUGCGUGAAGUUGCCAGGGCUGGGGAGGGCAGUAGUAUUGACAUAUCGUAUUUCGGACAUCCUUGCUACGGCCGACCUGGAGACAAGACACUGAAGCAUGCUUGCGUCUACAAAUGUCAGAUGCUUGGUUCACCUUGUGAGGACGAUCCAAUUGCAGAGCUGCUAAAAAGCAUGUUCAAUAGUUCCGGCUUUUACGAGGAGGUAGCUUGGUCACCGCAAGAAGCGUUGGAAGUUCUCGGACACGAAUGGCGAAGACAGUCUUCGCUGGCUGAAGCGGACUUAAUUGUUUGUUCUGGCCCAUUGGCUCUAUGCUAUCUCGUUGACAUUUUGGCACCAGCAACUUUCAUGGUAAUGACGCUUUGCUCGCAACUGCUUUGGGGUGCACCCCCUGGUGAGCAUGUUGGCACCAUGUUGCUGGGACAGGUUCGGCUGAUGUCACACAACCCACGGCGCGCAUUGGUUGCAUGCAAUCUCUUUGCAGCUUCACAGUGCCUCUACCAGACUGGUGUAGAACUUCCUGUUGUAGAGCGUGUGGCGCACUACCUUCCUCACGGAGUCUAUUGGGGUUCUACAGGCGCAGAAAGCCACUGGAAGGAGGUGUUGGUUCUUCGGGCUCGCUACUGGCAUCGACUUCCAGGGCAAUAUUUCAUGGAUGUGCUUGAGGCCUUCCUCAGAACGAAUGAAUUUGGUCACAACUUCACCUUUGUCAUGGCUGCCUCUUUUGGUCCCGACGAACUACCGCCUGAAGAGAUUGCUCGGUAUAGAGCGGCUGUUCUUGUCCCAAAUGACCUGACUGUCUUCGCCUUCAUAGAGGUGUAUGCGUUGGGUGUACCCACCUUUGUGCCGCUGCCCUCUUGGUUGUACCGAUUGCGCAGGGCAGCACCUUUUGGCUUUCUCCAGCGUUCGCUCUCACUGCCAGACCUCACAGGAGUUCGUGACCGCUUCAAGUAUCCGCCAUUCCUCAGCAAUGACCGUGAAGACUUCGCGGCGUUUCUGCAUUGGCAGCAGACAUCGGAACUGCACACCAGGCCACACGUUCAACAAUUUGGGAGCGUACCGCACUUGCUGUACAUUACGGCUUCAGCAGAUUUGUUGGCCAUAAGCAAGGGAAUGAAGGAGUAUAACUCGCAGCUGCGAAAUAUAUCGGCAACAUGUUGGAGCUCGGUCUUGCAACGGUUCAGUGGGUCUUCACGUGCAACUCCUGUGGGCAUUGUUAGCUCCAUGCAAACUGCAGCUACAAGCUGGGUGGAUGCUGGAGGCACUGGCCUUCAGGCAGUGUUGGAUUGCAGCUCAGACGAGUACGGGGCAUGGAAUGCCUUCCGUCUAGAAUUCCAGAGCAAUGCAGCUCUUGGCUUCGUGGUGAACUGGGAGCUUCAGGUCACUUCUGCCAUAGUGACGCCUGCAAAGUGCCCAGUAUUGUCAACACUAGUAGCUUCUUAUUGCUAGUAGUAAUCGCCUCCAACCCAAUUAAUAGCGAUGGCCUCCACCUAGUAGCUUUUUGUUACUAGUAGCUUUUGUAUGUGGUUUAUUUCCAAUUCUAGCUUCUUCUCUUAGACGUUUUCAGACACGCUGGACUGUUACGAGUAUCCACGAAGAAGACAAAAGUUUUUGGCAUUUAUCGAUGCGCCUGUGGUUGUGUAAAUUCUCUAUAUACUGCUUCAUUUGGUCACAAUGUGCUUUUGAAGGGACAAGGUGUGGUACUGGACUUACAAAUGUGAGAUACUGAAACAGAGAAUGCAACGUCACUGAAAGGAACAAAGUGGACGCAAUGCAAGCAGUGUGGGAACAAGGUAGAAACAAAAGCUGGUGUAUCCCGAGCGGUGGGUCCAUCAAGAACUCAAGAGAGGAGUCGAGACGAGUCGAACAGCAGCCUUCCUUGCCACUCAAGAGUCCUCCCAUCCACUCCAGGCCAUGGCCCAGUCGUUGUGGAAUUCAGUGCAAGGAUUGCCUGAGAAUUUUGCUGCUGCAUCUGCACUAUUCCAUCAGGUGCUCUUAGGCGAUGCCCCGCCCGGUUUGGUGCUGAGUUCUGGGCAUUGUCACUAUGGCCUAGUGUCGGCAUUGUUUAUUCUUGCGCGACACAGAAAAACAAAAGCAGAUACAGCUGAGCUUGCCAUGCGAAUGCUGGGUGGCUUCGCAGCUCUGGAUUUCUUGGAAGACUCAGCAUGGCCACUCUCUUCUUUGGUACCUUGGC